UAUGAUCAGUCAUCGCUUAGUCGCGCGAGGAUCAACUGGUUUUUUUCGCUGUCUACAGCCUAUUUGAGAAUUUGUGUCGUUUCAAAAUGAAAACAACAACCUACUUUGCCAUGUUUAGCGCAAUCCUCGGAGUUUCGUGCUGUUACGCUUACACCUUCCUGGCGGUGGAUGCUGUGAACAAAGAUUUUCCGGGAGAAUGCUACGACAGUGAGACAAAAAUUCACUUCAAACCUGGUGAAACCCGCCAGCGACCGAAUCGAUGCGAGGAGAUGACGUGUGGAAGUGAUUUUACGAUUUCUUACUUCGGUUGUGGUUUGGCCAAAAUAGACGAUCCUAACUGUGUACAAAUUGAGCAGGACUUCAGCAAGGACUACCCAGUAUGCUGUAGGAAAUAUAAAUGUGUUGUCGAUGAAAAUAUUACCUAUGAUUAACUUAUUAUUUUUUGGAACCAAUUGGCAGAGCAAAAUUUGAAUCUUGAUUUGUUUUUAAUAAUCAAGAAUAUUUGAACUUAGAGUGAAAAAUGUAAUGCUACACACAAAAAUUGGCUGUUCAAAUUUACUUUUAGUUUGAUCUAUAACACAAAUGUUUUUGUACUCAAUUUGAAUAAA
This is a messenger RNA of Topomyia yanbarensis, 608 nucleotides long. RefSeq names its product toxin-like protein 14. NCBI's taxonomy places the organism in Eukaryota, Metazoa, Arthropoda, Insecta, Diptera, Culicidae. The transcript has 3 exons. The record is from RefSeq and is a predicted model, not a curated record. The coding region runs from base 87 to 431 and encodes 114 amino acids.